CGUCUCUUCGGCUCCCGAGCCAGCUGUUACACGGGAGAAAGCCUUUCUCCCGUACGUUGGGCGAACAAGAAAGACCUAGACGAUGCCGCCCCGUUCCCUAAAUUCUGAAUCCCCCGCUGUUUUUGAUUCUCACAGGAAGCUCCGUCCUCGAUCCAGCCCUCCCACAUCAUUCGCCGGGUCCGACGGCGGCUGUGCCAUCGACUGGGAGGAGACUGAUUCUGAGUACGCCUUCUUCUUGCGGCACCUUCGCGUCGAUGGCAACUCCUACGUCGCGGAGAUUCCUGUCAGUGGUUGUGGGCCGCGGCCGCCGUUGCGCAUCAAGUACGAGAAAGUCCGGGAAUCAAGCUUUCCGGCGCUCCAGAAGCAGCACCAACGACGACGAAGGUAUCCUGCGGACGAGGCCAAGAAAGGCUGUGAGAGGAGACGUUCUCCUGUUGAAUCCUUCAGCAGGUGUGAAGUUCAAGAUUCUUCCAUCGACAAUGAUUAUCAGAUUUUUCUGAACAGCAUUAAGGCAUAUGGUGGUAAUAUGGUUCUUGAGUGGAGAAACAAUGUCACUAUGUAUGAACAAGAGCCAAAGGUAAAUGAAGAUGUCGAAGGACAACAAAAAGAAAAAGAACCAACUGAAGAAGAUGAAGUUAAAGCUAUUGAAACUGAAGAGUCGGAAGAACAAGAUGCUAUUUGUCUUAUUCAGAUGGAAGGAACAUCAUUUGACAAUUCUUUAGAAUCAGAAGAUCAAAGCUAUUUUAGGGAAAUAUUACAGCAUAAACCAUCAUUGUUCAGGACUGAACUUUUGAGUCUUCUUAGCAAACCGUUCGAUCAAAAGGAAUAUGAAAAUCUGCAAUUGCUAAUUAAUGUUCGCAAGCCUGUUGUUAAAUACAAGCAUUUGCGGGACGAGUCUGUAUCUUAUUCAAGUAAGAAAUUGGGUUCUUCAUAUCUUGAUCAUUACCCUGAUCUUGCAAGGCGCAUUGAAUCUACAAUGGAUGACCGAAAAAAAGAUUUGCUUCUCCGUGGGUUCUUCUUUUGGUUGAAGAACCUUAGUUAUCAGGAAGCCUUCAGACCAUGGAUCCCACCUCUGUUGGACCAUAUAGUCAUAGAUCCAUUCGAGGAUGAAAUGGUGCUCCCACUUCAAAUUGAUCUUUCGGGAAGAAAAGAAGUUCAAACUGGUGAAGAAAGGAUGAUCAACAAUGCUAACACCACCAAGGAGGAAGAAGGAAAAAUGAUAGAAAUUUAAGCUAAAAUAUAUGGAAAAUGGUGAUACAUAUACAUAUCUAUAUUGUACAUAAAACUAGAUGCCGGCUUUCCUUGGUCUCAUAACUUUUUGCCAAGUUUUUUGUAUGCGUGCUGGCUAAACACUCACUUGUAAAGCAGGAUCCUUAGCUGAAUGAAUAUUAAAAGAACAACUCCUGUAAAUUAUAUUUACUAUUGUAGUUUAGAGGUAUUUCUUAUAUAGUUCUUCAAUUU
Zingiber officinale is the source of this 1461-nucleotide messenger RNA. RefSeq lists its product as uncharacterized. Lineage: Eukaryota; Viridiplantae; Streptophyta; Magnoliopsida; Zingiberales; Zingiberaceae. The transcript has 4 exons. The coding region runs from base 83 to 1231 and encodes 382 amino acids. The record is from RefSeq and is a predicted model, not a curated record.